Seminavis robusta is the source of this 3561-nucleotide messenger RNA. Lineage: Eukaryota; Bacillariophyta; Bacillariophyceae; Naviculales; Naviculaceae. The record is from the annotation of a GenBank genome assembly.
UCGCGUUCAUGACAAGGUUUCCCAAUUUCGCCACGACGCCUUUCUUACUUUGCUUCGACAAUGAUCUACUUUCUUCAAACGAUGCGUCAUCUGCCUACUCAUUAGUUGGAAAAGCUGUUGGAAAUCACAAUAAAGCUUGCCAUUCAGCUUUCAGCGGACGACUGGUGAUGCCACAGAGAGGAAUAUUUGGGCCCACACGACAUCUUGUUCUCUUCCAUGGUCCUGUCGACCACAAUCUUGAAGGCAUUGGAAGAAAUGUGUCGUUACGGAUCAGCAUUCUUCACACCCACAGGGCUGGUGCUCUGCUUCCUGGUGGCUACCAUCACUACGGCCACUGCUUUCUCCGCCCGAUCAAGUACAUCUGCUACAAAUGUCAAAGGGCUGACAACAGCAACAAGUACUGCAUCCAAUGAAACCACUCCAUUGAUCGUUCCAAAUAAGGAAAUCAGCACAACCAAAAAAUCCUUUUCUCUGUUCUGUAAACCAUCCACUUUUGCUGCUGCACAGGGACGGGAGCCAUCAUUUCUGAAAAAGCAGCUGCGUCGAUUUACGGUUUUCCGCGUGGCGUUCCAAGUCUUUCUAGAAUACAAGUGGGCGCAACGCCAAGCCAAGGGACGCAAAAAGCGACUUCAGUUGGAUCCUGAUGAUCCAGACAGCGAUGAUCAUCCUGAAAUUCAAGCUUACUGGAGUCAGGUCCACGACCGAAACGCCAAAAUGCUGCUGAAAAAGAUUCAAAAACUCGAAGGGUUUUGGGUGAAAGUGGGGCAGUAUCUUUCCACAAGAGCCGAUGUGAUGCCCUCGGAAUAUCUGCAGACCCUGUCCGAGUUACAAGACAGUAUGCCUCCGCGAUCCUGGGCUAAUACUUGGCAAACUAUUCAGGAAGAGUUGGACGAAAGUGCUCUGAAGCAACUGGAGCACAUUGACCCAACGCCGCUUUCCACAGCAAGUCUGGCACAGGUCCACCGGGCAUCGUUGAAGAAUCAUAAUGGGCAAUCACAUCACCCUGUCGUCCUCAAGGUGCAGCAUCGUGGUAUUGCAUCCCUGAUGCUGCAGGACAUGGAAAACCUACGUGUAAUCUUGGAACUCCUUGCCAAAACGGAUCCUGAUUUGGACUUCGGACCAGUGAUACGCGAGUAUAACGCAGAGGUAAAAAAAGAACUAGACUUUCGAAGGGAAGCUGAAAACAUGAAGGACGUCAGUAAGCUUCUGGAAGAUGCGAAAAUCAAAGCGAUUGUACCAGAAACGAUUCCUGGUCUUAUCACGGAGCGUGUUUUGGUGAUGGACUUUUGUGAGGGCUUUCCAAUUAGAGACACUGACAAACUUGACGAGCUCGGUGUUGACCGAGAGUUGCUCCUGGAACGAGUUUGCGCAGCUUGGGCCGUGCAGAUGCACGUGGGAGGAGUCUUCAAUGCAGAUCCUCACAUGGGCAACCUGCUGGUUUCCACUGCUGUCCCUGGGGACGCGUCGGUUCCAGUAUUGCUGGACUUUGGACUCACAAAGCGCUUGGAUCCACAGAUCAAGGUGGCAUUCGCUCGUCUGAUGCACUCUUCACAUGAGAGCGAUGUCGACGGUCUCUUGCAAAGCUUUGAUGAAAUGGGCUUGAAGAUCAACCGAGAAAAGGGUCAAGACCCAUUCGAAGAUAUGGCCAACAUGCAGCGCGGCUUUGGUAAUACCGUACCACAGUCUCAGGCCCGCGAGGUUUCCAAGCAAAAGAGCAAAGAGUAUCACCAACGACAGGAAGCAAAACGUGCCGAAGCGGGGCUAAAGAAGAAAGAGAAACUACGGAGUCCGGUGGAGGCCUGGCCAUCAGAAUUGGUAUUCUUCGGGCGCGUUACCAACAUGCUGCGAGGUAUGUGUUCUCGGCUUGAUGUGAGCUACCCCUACCUAAAGACCAUGGCCAUGGCGGCGCGAGAGACACUGCGAGCAUCUGUUCCCCUGGAAGAGCACGCAGACGCCCUCAUCCACCCAUCGUCUCAGUCCAUCUCGACACCCCUGCAAAGGCGCUUGAUAGAAGCGCUGCAUCAAAUCAACGAGGAAGGUCACAUGGUGGGAUUGCAAGUUAGUGUGCUUCAGCACGGCGAAGCCAUAGCUCAGGUUGCAGCUGGAACAAUGGGCACAGCAAACCCCAGGGCAGUGACUCCAACGACGCUAUUCAACAUUUUCUCAGUUUCCAAAGGUGUCUUGACGAUUGGUUUACUUCGCUUGAUCCAAGAUGGGCACAUUGACAGUCUAGACGAUCCAGUUGCGAAUUAUUGGCCCGCCUUUGAAUCGAAACCUCAAGUCACUGUGCGCCAUCUCCUGACGCACCAAGCAGGUCUUGCCUCAGUCUAUCCUGAAGACGCCACACUCGAUACUCUUCUGGACUGGUCGACUAUGACCACCUUCAUGGCGAAGGAAGCUGUGCCGAGUCAUGAGCCCGGUGCAGAGACGCAGUAUCACGCCUUGUCGUAUGCUUGGCUAGUAGGAGGAUUGAUUGAGGCUGUCACGGGAAAGCCCUACGAAGAAUGGUUAGACUCUGUGCUACCAUACAACAGCCUUGAGUUUCCAGGCGAGGAAACUGCACGUCGCAAUCUGUUUCUGGCGGGUAUCUCAGAGGAUGUUUGCAACGACAGGGAUCUGGCGGUGCUUUCAAUUGAUCGCAGUAGCCUCGCCUCGAACCAGCCAAAGGGCGGCGAACAGAAGGACGUCAAACCUCCUGCAGCGACAUCGACCAAAGAUGACAGUGACGAUGAGGAUGAGGACGAGAGGAGAAAAAAAGCGAGGAAGGUGCUUACCAAGUACCGAGGAUUGCAGCAAUUGAUGAACCCCUCCGUGUUCAAUAUGCGCAAAGUUCGCGAAGCCAAGCUUCCCUCAGCCAAUGGUCAUGCGUCUGCUGCUUCCCUGGCUGAAGUAUUUGACGCUGUGAUUCGCAGCAAUGAAGGCAGCGAUCCGUUGCUGUCCAAGGAGAUGCUGGAACUGGCACGCACCCCGAGCCGCACAUCAUCCCAAGACAGCAGCACUCAGAAACAAGCCAUGCUGAACGAUGCGGAGGCAAAGUUUGGUUUGGGGUUUCAGCUCCACGAAUUCACCUUACCCAACGGUGACAAGGGCGUCUCGAUUGGUCACGCUGGUCUCGGCGGGAGUGUGGUAAUGGCGAUUCCGGAGGAGCAGGUCGUGGUGGCUCUGACUUUGAACCAUCUUAGCCAAGAUUCCGUCGCCCGAAAACGCAUCUUGGGUAUUAUUUUUGACGAGCUCGGCUGGAAGGCCCCGGCCAGUAUCCCUGUUGAGUUGCACACCGAUGAGUUGACACUUCCAAACCAGGAGUUGGCGGAGGAAGCUGCUCGUCCAUAAAUUUUUAAAAUCAUUUUGUUUCUGCUUCGAGUAGGAGCUUGUGUGGAGAGUUCUCCUGGUGGGCUCCCAAACAAGUACCAUUAGUUGUAGCGCCACUUAGAGAGUCUUCGGUCGAUCCUCCGUGUUUUAGACCAUAGACGACCGCUACCGGUGGCCUACGAAUCACUCAACCACGAGCGCCUCUUUUUAUCAAAAGACACUAUAGUAUUUACUACGCUACCAACGAAAGUG